GCUCAUCUAUAACUAGAAACUUCCUCCAUGAAGAUUGGAACCAAGAAACAAAACAAAAAAUCGGAAUUUUAAAGAAUAGGAAUAAUGGAGAGAAGAACGUUGAUGAUGAUUAUGAUGCUUACGACGGUGGUGACGCUGACGUGGCAGAAGCAAUGCUAUGGAUGGGGAACGGAGACAGCAGAGGAUAUGGUUAGAAACGAAGCAGAGCAUGCUAAAAACGCAGCCGAGACCGCUAAGAAAAUGGCGUCCGAUGCGGCUCAUGACACAAAGGACAAAACCGCCUCUUGGGCUGGUUGGGUUUCCGACAAAAUUUCCACAGGAUUGGGAGGCAAGAAAGCUGAGGCAGAAGAAGCGGCUGAAUCUGCGAAGAACUACGCUUAUGACAAGGCUGGAUCCGCCUAUGACAAUGCGGGUUACGCCAAGGACUUUGCAUCAGACAAAGCCGGAUCUGCUUACGAUAGUGCUCAUAACGCAAAACAUUAUGCUUAUGAUAAGGCUGGUGAUGCAAAAGACAUGGCCUACGAUAAGACCGGUCAAGCCAAGUACAUGGCUUACGACAAAGCAGGAUCAGCCUACGAAAAGGCCGGUCAAGCCAAGGACAUGGCCUACGACAAGGCGGGUCAAGCUAAAGACAUGGCCUACGACAAGGUGGGAUCAGCCUACGACAAGGCGGGUCAAGCCAAGGACAUGGCCUACGACAAAGCAGGAUCAGCAUCUGAGAAGGCUGGUCAAGCCAAAGACUUUGCCUAUGACAAGGCAGCUCACGCAAAAGACGCUGCCUAUAACAAAGCAGAGGAUGUGAUUAAGAUGGCUACGGAUACGAGUGGUGAAGCUAAAGAUAGUGCGUAUGGAACAUACGAAAGAUUCAAAGAAGGAUCUAAGAAUGCUAAAGACAUUGCAUCGGAUAAAGCUCACGAUGUUAGAGAAACCGCAGGGCGAGCGGUGGACUAUGCUAAAGACAAAGCAAAUGAUGCAUACGAAUCGGGGAGCGAAGCAGCCGGAAGAUUCGACGAGGCAAUGCAUAAGGUUGGGGAGAGGUAUGGUGCAGCUAAGGAUUCUAUGUCGGAGAACACAAAAGAAGCUUAUGAGAGUGCAAAGGAGAAGGCUUCUGAUGCUGCUGGUGAGUACGGUUCAUAUAUGAGAGACCGUAGCGCUGAGCUUUAGAACUGAAAAAAUUAUAACGUAUAGCCGUAUAGGGUAAGUUUGCAUUUAGAUUUCAAAUCUUCGUUUGUACAAUAAAUUUCUUAUAUAUAUGUGUAUAUCAGCAGUAUAUGUAUAUGUAAGAAUGGUGGAGUUGCUUGUAUUAGUUGCAAAAUCAGAUUCUCAAUGAAAGGCGAGUUGUUUCUUUACUCUCGAUCUAUCAACAUG
Arabidopsis thaliana (thale cress) is the source of this 1368-nucleotide messenger RNA. RefSeq names its product Late embryogenesis abundant (LEA) protein. The record is from RefSeq and is marked reviewed. NCBI's taxonomy places the organism in Eukaryota, Viridiplantae, Streptophyta, Magnoliopsida, Brassicales, Brassicaceae. The transcript has 2 exons. The coding region runs from base 85 to 1164 and encodes 359 amino acids.